CAUGUGAUCCAGGGGGAAAGGGAUCCCAACCCAGAGGAGUGAAAGGCAGUGAAGGACUUGGGAAAAUGAGUUCUCUCUUUCUGUUUAGUUUAAGGAAGACUCUCUUUUAAUUUAAAGGAAGGAACACUAGCUGAUACUCUUAAUGCAAAAGUUGACUCUGAAGUUUCCCUGUUGAAAUGGGUAAUGAAAACAGCAGUCAAGAAAGUCAGGAGGGCCCUUCAGUUCCAAAAUCAACAGAGCCAUUUAGUACUGAGAAAGAAAUAAAAACUAAAAAGUCAAGGAAAAAGAGCAGAGACAAAUCACUCAACCAAGAUGGCUGGGACACGUUACCAUCAGAUUCUGCAGUUUCAUUACCAUUACCAGAUGAAAGUUUCUCAUUAACUGCAAAAGAUACAAGUGGAAACUGGCCUGUGGUGUCUGACUUGGAGGAAAGGGAGUCCCACCAAUCCCUAGCCCCAAAUAAUCUUCUUUUUGCUGGGAUUGACAUAAAUGAAGAGUUAAGGACCCAGAAUCCUCUCCUGACCAGCCUAAAUAAUGAAGGCCUCUGUAGUAUCACUGCUGAAGAAUCAACCAGUGAAAACACUGUUGUGGCACAAUCAGAUGUGAUGGCACUGGAGAACAACCUGCACAAGGGAGAUUCCUUGGGAGGCACUGAAGAAGAAGGACAAGAUCAAAGGCAACAGAUGCCAAUGCUCUCUAAGCAUGGUGAAGGAUGCACUCCACUAAGUUUUGAAAGUAGCACUGAAGGCUUGCCAGCCAUGAUGUCAGACCCUGCUAUUAUAAAUGAUAAAGACACCAGAAUUGUACCUCUUGUCAGUGGAACAGAUGCUGACUGUUAUGCUACUACUUCUGCAAGAGAGUAUGAGAAAGAUCCAAAUAAUACUGCUUUGGAGCAGAUUCCUUCAUUAGAUUCUACUUGGACACCAGGAUCUGAAACCGAGGAAAGCAAUUCCAGUGAAUUAGAUUCAUUGCAACAGAGUGAACUGUUGACUGAAGGAGAGAAGACACACAUUAACCUGUGGCCUGAGAGUGAGAAAGACAGAGAUUCUUUUACCAUUAAAGAAAUCAGACAGGAGACUGAAUUGGAAGUGAGCCUAAAUAAUGAAGGCCUCUGCAGUAACACUGCUGGAGAAUCAAUCAGUGAAAACACUGUUGUGGCAUAUCCAGAUAUGACGGUGCUGGAGAAUAACCCGCAUAAGAGAGAUUCCUUAGAAUGUACUGAAGAAGAAGGAAAAACUCAAAGUCAAUAUACGCCAAUGCUUUCUGAGCGUGGUAAAGAAUGUACUGCACUAAGCCUUGACAAUAUCCCUAGAGGUUUGCCUGCCUUGGUGUUAUACCCUGCUAUUGUGAACGACAAAGACACAAGAAUCGUACCUCUUGUCAGUGGAACAGAUGCUGACCAUUAUGCUACUACUUUUACAAGACAGUAUAAGGAAGAUCCAAAUAAUACUGUUUUGGAACAGAUUCCUUCAUCAGAUUCUACUUGGACAUCAGGACCCAAAACCGAGGAAAGCAGUUCCAGUGAAUUAGAUUCAUUGCAACACAGUGAACUGUUGACCGAAAGAAAGAAGGAAAACAUUGCUCAUCUGCCUAAGACUGAGAAAGGCAGAGAUUCUUAUACCACUGAAGAAAUCAGACAGGAGACUAAAUUAGAAGAGAAUAACAAGGAAGAGGCUUUAAUAAAACCAGUGGGACUGAACACAGGUAGUGUAGACAACUUGGUAAUGAAAAAAGAAAACUGUAUUCCAAAUAAUCUCAUAACAGGAAAUUCAGACAUUAAUAAAUAUGGUACAUCUGGUAUUGAUCAGAGCAUUGUUGAGUUCAGAGGUGUCAUCAGCGAAGAUAGCAACAGUGAAGUGAACAGAGGGGACAGUCAAUUCCAAGUAUUUCCAGAAAGGAAUACUGAGGUGCUUGAGGAUCCUCCUACUGUAUCCAGUUUGUCCUCAAACAUGUCAAACCUGUUACCAUUAACCAUGACAGAACAACCAAUUGGUGACUUUUCAUCUGGAAAGGAAUGGCUAGAAAAGGCCAUCAGUCCAAAACCAAACCUCUAUUGUGUGGAUUUACCAGUUAGCGUGGAACCUUCUGAUGCAUCCUUGUUGCUAGAAAUAAAAAACAAAAUGCAAAAAGCAAAUGCAUCUCAGAACACACCAGAACAGAUUAUAAAGGAAAUCACACAAACCGAAUCUAUGAGCAGGGGAAAUACAGCCUUAGCUGACCCAGAAAAUGUUAUGUAUAUGGUGAAGGAAGAAUCAGUUGGGGAUAGACUGUUGUUACUUGACAGAAGAACAAGAGAUUUCAUGAGUGAGAAUGACCUUACUGAGUAUAAUAAAGAAGAAACUAUAAUAGCUGUUUCUUCCAGAAACAAAGAGGAUGGAUGUCAAGAGGUCCCAUCCUCAAGUCAGGUUAUACAUGAAGAUAUAAACUGCCCCCAAGAGACACCAAUAACUUUUGAUAUGAAUUCAAGACAGAUCAGUCCAGAUGCUGCCUUGGAUGAUUAUUGGAGUUCUCAAGUAAGUGGUUUAGAAACCAAUAUCAGCGGCAACAUUUUAGAAAAGAACCUCAGUUCAGUAUGUAAUCGGAAUAUACUCAAUGAUCAUUCACCAGAAUUAAGUGAGAACUUGGAGCAAAAAACCACAACUAUAAAUGAAAAAAAAGUAGCCAGUCUUGAGUCUUCUGAACAACUACUUUUACAAGGAAAAGACAGAUUGCAGACUUGUGAUCUUUUAAAUUCCAGUGUAGAAGAUAUUCAGCUCUGCUUCCCAGUCAAUAAAGAGAAUGAGGUUGCAGAUGGAUUACUGUCUCUGCAUUCUGAAGACAAUGAUAUUACGCAAAAUAAAAAAGAGGAAUCCUGGGAACAGCCAUUUGCUCAAAAAACCAAAUCAGAAUUGGAAGACCAGUUGAUGGAUGAAAUAAAUUCAGAGGAUAAUGCCUCAAAUGCAGAAAUAAUUGCAGUAUCUAAAACAGAACUUGAGUUCCACAACUUAAACGGACAGGCCAGAAGUGCUGAAUGUCUUGCAAUUGAGAAAACAAACAUUCUAGAGGAUGAAUCCCACUCCGAAAGUAAAAGAUGUGCCUCAACAGCUGGCAGUGACCCAAACUCUGUACCUGUGACUACUGCUGAACAAAGCAGUGCUGUGGGGAAGAAUGAAGGUAAUGAAGCUAGACAGGAGGAAUGCAAAACAGAGAUGAAAAAACAAGAAACUGACACAACUUUGGCACAAGAAACCCAUAUCAAAUUGGACUCCACACGGCAAGUGCAGCUGGAACAAGCAACUGAAGAAAAUGACCCUUGUAUAAAACAUGAUUAUUCUGGCAGCCCUUCAGGAUCAGCAGUUGGAGCAGAAACCAGUCUGCAGCCAUUAAAGCUUGGAGACGUAGGUGAUAAUAGCCUAAGGCCAAACAAUUGUCCAUUCAUGAGCAAUGAUUCCGAAGAAUUUUUGGAAACUCAUCCCAAAGAGUCUGUGGAAAAUCAACAGAUGGUGGGCAUUUUAAUGACAUCUCCCCAAGUGCAGUCAGACAAAAGCUCAAAGCCCUCUGGCACCAUCUGCAAGGCAAGUGAAGACAAACAGCAUAUUUCAGACCCUGAAGGUAAAGACCUGGAUCACGAUGGUCUUCAAGCAGUUGCGAGUUCCCAAGGACAGAACUCUAACCAGACGUGUCCUGAGAGGCUACACCCACUGGAAUUAAAUCAUUUCACUGGCCAUGAGGAGCUUGAUAAAAGUGAACUACAACAAACUGGAGACAAACUACACCAGCUCCAAAAAGUACUUGGUGGGCCAGAAGCAAAACCAAAUAAUCUAUCAAAUGAAAAUGCAUCUUUAACACAUAUUUCUGAAUUUGUGGGAAACCCCACACAAAACAACAGCCUGCCAAACGUAUUAAACUCACUGGAGGAAGAAAGUCAUCUUAGCAAAGAAAUCUUAAACAACUUAAAGCAAGACCUUUCUAAUUCUCUGUUUUCAGAUGGGGCUUUGGAAGGAGCAAGCCAGAGGGGUGCAUUUGCUGAAAAAUCUAUUACAGUUAAACAGUUGGGUGGCUUAGAUGAACGGUCAGACAGCAAAUACACAAGCAAUACUGACGUUACAGACUUUAUUCCAGUGACACAGAAAACUGCUAGUGUCAGUACUGAACAGGCACAAACCCUGCAGGAGAGUUUAACCUGUGUAGGUGAACAGUCUAAGGACAAUGGGACUGAUGUUAACUUACCAAGCAAAGAACCAGAAUUGGAUGAACAAAGUUUACAUACAGAGAUAGAAGAGCACCUGAGUUUAAUAAAUGAAACUAUUCUGAAAGAUGAGCAAGUAACUUGCAAAGGGGACUUAACUUUCCUGCCUUCUGAAAACAUAGGAAUGGAUGAACAUCCUCCUGGAUUACCUAAUAGCCCAGAAGUUCCUUUGAGUGAUGCUUGCCAUAAAACAUACCCUGUUGAAAAGACUGACAUCCUAUCUGUUAGCUCUCAAGCAGAACCAAGACCUCUUUCAACAUCAGCACUUCUACAUAAUGAACCCAGCCAAGUAAGCUGCCAGCCUGCAGACUUUAUGUAUCAUAGCCCUAAUGUUGAAUUUAAAAAAAGUGAACCAGAAGCUGUGGCAUGUCAAGAUGUCUUAGAUACCCCUUCCAGUCUGCAGACUGCAGCUGCUACACCCAUUGACUCAGAUGAUGCUUUUGUAGAGAAUAGCACAACUGAUCAAAGGAAACCAGAAGUAAUGAAUUUAGAUGAUAUUCCUUCAGAAGCUGUUCCAGGAAAAGGAUCUUGUAUUCCAGGCCAAGAGUUCCUUUCAGAAGAGCAUGUUUUAACCUUGCAGGAUGUUUCUGAAAUCAGGCAAUCUGAAAGAAAUUUGUCACCAUUUAAUUUCAAGAAGCUGCAGGAUGAGAUCUCAGCAAUUAAACUAAAAGGGGAUAAAAGUGAUGUACAUUUUAAAGCCCAGCAGCUUAACAGCUCAGCAGAAUCUCUACUCAGCCUUUCAAGUUUAGAAAGGAAGUUUUUGGACUUGUCGUCACUCGAUAAGCAAGCAAAUUGUAAGGAAGACACUGCAACAAAUAUAAGUUGUGAAGAUAACAAGCACAGUAACAUUGAAGAAGAAAGCAAAUGUGAUUUUAUAGAGAAAUUUAACCUUCCCAAGAUUGAAGUAGAUGUUCCCAGGCAGCCUGCAGCAAUAUCUGAAAAAGAACCAGAUAUUUCAUCUUCCAGGGCAUUCAGCAUUGGCUUUUUUGAUUUCAGGAAACAUAUUAGCAAAAUAUUUGAACAGGUAGUACCAAAUGCCUUGCCUGCCAAUUUGCCUAACCUUGCCACUGAACAGAGUCUGAGUGAGAGGGUCAGUCCAGAAGAUAAAGAAAUAGAGGUUAAGCAGGAAUUGGAAAAAGCUGAUAAAAACAAUGCAGAUGGAGACCCAGAGAAUGACUGGAAAACAAAAAAAAGCAUACUGCCUUUGGAGGCUGAAAUCACUAAAGAGAAAAUAGCACAAGAACAAGAACACACAGGAAUGCUGGCAAACAGUCAGGAAUACGAUUUGCCAAGUGCCUUUUCAGAAAAGAUCCCUAUCGACAAACAUUGCUUAAACCAAAACUCUCUUGCAACUUUCCCCAAGUUAGUUAAAGCGGACGGCUUAUGCAGUCAUGAAAUAAAUGCAGAGUUUCAUGAUCACCUUUGCUCUUUAAGCAGUGAUACUGCUGAGAAUCAAGUGAGCACAGAAAAAGUAGAAUUUCAAUCUAGAAGUUCCGGAAACCAAGAAAUGGAGAAUCUGCCAUUUUCUCCUAAAAAUGAAGAAUCUUUAACAAUUCCUGGAGUUGUUCCAGAUUUUGAUGCCACAGCCGCUGCUGCUGAAGUAAAGGAAGGUAACUUAAUUAAUCUGUGUAACUUUGAAACAGAUGAACCUGAAAAACAGUUCACGUAUGAUGGAAAUAAAAACAUCAACAAGGGAAAUAGUGACAACAGUACUGAGCUAGCCAAGAUUUCAACACUGUCAUUUCUUAGAGAUGAUCUUGAUGCUCAUAAAGAACAAACAGAUCAGUCCAGGAUAUUGCUUGAUGAAAAUCCGAUUUUUUCCAAUGAACAUACAUUACAGAACCAAACUGUUACAGUACUGGAUGCCAUAGAUAGCAAUAAUUGGUCCAUAGAGGAAGAGAAGGGACAGGACACAGCAGAACAUAAGCUAAUUACUUAUUUUAAAAAUGAACACACUAGAAGGACCAGGUUUUUCUACUGA
Protobothrops mucrosquamatus (brown spotted pit viper) is the source of this 6209-nucleotide messenger RNA. RefSeq lists its product as uncharacterized. Bases 177 to 6209 code for a protein of 2010 amino acids. The record is from RefSeq and is a predicted model, not a curated record. Lineage: Eukaryota; Metazoa; Chordata; Lepidosauria; Squamata; Viperidae. The transcript is spliced from 6 exons.